This is a messenger RNA of Miscanthus lutarioriparius, 2520 nucleotides long. The record is from the annotation of a GenBank genome assembly. Lineage: Eukaryota; Viridiplantae; Streptophyta; Magnoliopsida; Poales; Poaceae.
AUGUCUCAUGCAUAUCCUCGCUUUAUCUACUACAGUAUGGCUCGCAAGAAGGUGGUUCGCCAUGACUCCGACAACGAGUUGGAUGCUGGAGAUGCUUCUUUUGAGCCCGCUUCGGACGUUGGCGCUUCCCUGCCUCACCCCAAGAGUAGGAAGCAGCCGGCUGCUAAGCCUCCACGCUCCAAGCGCAAGGCGUCGGCGGGACGUGGUAAGUACCCCGUCCGCAAGACAGCUCCUGACUUGCACUUGCCCAAUGAGGGUGUUGAGUUGGUUCCUGUGACCAAGCGCUUGUUCACCCAUUCGGGAGAUAGGCGUUUUGAUCGUGACGUUCAUCCGCCUCACCCUAAGGACUAUUUCAGCAAUCAGGGAGAGGUCUAUGGCAAAAGCUGGAUUACUAGGAUUCUGUCAUCCUUUCCAAGAGUCAGCCAGUGGUUAUGCAGAGAGAUGACCAGGGCUCUUGAAAUGUUGGAAAGGCAUAAUUUCAAGAACCUCAUGACCAUGCAGUAUCCGUGGAACAAUGAGGUGAUAGCACAGUUUUAUGCUACUGUUUGGUAUGAGAAGCCCACAGCUGACAGUUAUGGCAUUAUGCAUUUCUCCAUUCAAGGUCAGCCCUAUUAUGUCUCUUAUGCUCGCUUUGGACAAAUUCUUGGAUUUGAGUUUGAUGACAUAGACAAACCUCGGCUUAAUUGUAACCCUCAUCGUGACAUUGAUAUCUCUUUUGCUUACAAUGAGGAUGCUACUGCCAAUGACUUCUACACCACCAACAACAUGAGAAAACUUUAUCGCUAUUUUAAUUUGUUUCUCAGGCAAACUUUGGUCCCUAAGAUUGGUGGUGCUUCAGUGAUUCUAUCUUCUAUGGGUCCCUUCUUGAAAGCUUUUCAGGAGGGUAAUGAGGAGGAUUUCAGUGCCUUUGGUUUCAUUUAUAGGCAGAUUCAGUUGACAUCUUGUGAUCCUAAGAAGUCCUGUACUCAUGCUCCCUAUAUCAUGAAGAUGAUUGAGAGUCACUCAGAGGGAGUUCAUCAAGGAGCAGCUGCAGCUUGUCCUCAGGCAGACCAAGGUCUUCUCUUGCAGGGUAUCCGCUUAGUGUUUGGGAUGUGCAUGGCCAUUCAUGAGGCCAACAGAGAGCACCAGAGGUUCAUACAGGAGGAGCUUCACCAUGCCGAGGUCCAGAGCAAGGCGAUAGCAGAGCAGGCCGGUGUGACUUUGUCUCCAGUUCGUCCUCAACCUCCAGCUCCUCAGCAGCCUGCAUGGUUUCACCCGCUGUUUCAGCAGUCCUUUGUGCAGCCCCUGCAGCCCCAGUUUGACUCCCUCGAGCAGCCACAGUCCUCGUCCCAUGUUCAGCAGGGGGUAGGUGGCAGCUCGUCCUCUGGAUGGGCUUCGGCCACCUAUGGUUUAGCAGGUCACUUCUUCAACCCCGCUUUCGACACUCUCUACCCCGCCUCCUAUCCUUCUACUUCCGGCGAACAGCAGCCCGGUGCGUCUCUGGAAGACGACGACAUCGACCACGACGAAGCACCCCUCUCUGUUGAAAACCGCAAAUUAACUGGAAUUUUAUCCCUCUCGAGCAAGAAAUUCCAGUGCGGAAGUCUUCCUAUUGCCACGGCCUGUUUGAACACCCCGCCCUGGAAAUUCCAGAAUGCUAUGCCAAGAAAUUCCAGUGCAGGAGACAACCUUCCCAACGGCGUUCUAAUUCCAGGCAAGCACAUAGGCCUCAUGGAACCUUCAACUAGGCAUCCUCAGCUUAUCAUUAGGGGUGCAGCCUUGGUUGUAGUGAUCAGUGCUUGGAUGUUUGUGAGAUUCAGACGCAUGUCGGCCUCUAGGAGAGGAAUUACUUAUGGCCCAAUGACUGCCAGAGACCAAGAAAGGGCCAACAACCUUAGGUUCAUCUACCACAGUUUUUCUGCAUCCUUUACUAUUGAAUUGCAUGUACUAUUUGAAUUUGUGUUAGCAAUGGACAAUGGGGAUGGUUUUCACAUUUUUGGGGAAGAGGUUCACAUGAACCAUGGGGAGGAGGUCCAGGAGGUUCAAGAGGUUAACCCAGCACAACAAGGCAAUGGUGCACCACCUCGUCUCAUUUGGAUCCCACUGAUGUCUGCCCGUGUGUUUGAGAAGUUCUCUAAUCUGGUGGCUGAAGGCAUGAGGACUGACAAGGGUUUCAAGGACUUCCAUGUGAAUGUUGUUGCCAAGGAUCUGCAGGCCUUCAUCAUGCAGCCAGUGACUGCCACACAGGAUCACGCCAAGGAUGCUGAAUUCCUCAACAUGCCUAUUGUCAACUACCAGUUCAUGCAGACCAUCUUCGGUUCUGGUGUUGCAACUGGGCGAUUUGCAAUGGGAAGCAAUGAAGCUCUAGGCCAGCCAUCUGAACAAGAUACCAUCGACCUGGACACUGAUGCACCUGCUCCAAGCAAGGAGGAUGGACCAGCACACAAGGAGAAGCCAGAUGACAAGAAGCUCGGCAAGAGGAAAAGGGGUUUGAGUGAAGAGGAUGUAGUCCUGGUGACUGGAAUGACAGAUGCUGUCUAG